This is a messenger RNA of Xyrauchen texanus (razorback sucker), 4272 nucleotides long. It is a transcript of the gene acsbg2, whose product is annotated as acyl-CoA synthetase bubblegum family member 2. Gene Ontology annotation, cellular component: membrane; endoplasmic reticulum. Gene Ontology annotation, molecular function: long-chain fatty acid-CoA ligase activity. Bases 156 to 2414 code for a protein of 752 amino acids. The record is from RefSeq and is a predicted model, not a curated record. Lineage: Eukaryota; Metazoa; Chordata; Actinopteri; Cypriniformes; Catostomidae. The transcript has 15 exons.
AGUUGUAGGGCGUGAGGAACAAGCCACCAUUUUUGACUCUGCCGGCUGAGUCUGAGACAAAUGUUGAUUUAAGCCAAAGGAAUCCGAAGAUACCAACAAUAAGCUUUUGAUAUAAAAAAGACAAAGACAGAGCAACGUUUUUCCAGCCUGUAAGGAUGCACUUGACCGCGUGUGAACCUACAGCCAUGUCCACAGCUGUAGUGAUGGACCAUCCAGGGGAUGCAAGCGUUUUUCAGUCCUGUGGAAAAGGGGACAGUCUCGCCUCCCUGGAAUAUACCAAUGCUGAGUUUACAGCAAAUGAGUCAUCAGAGGAGGAGUCGGCAUGUGUUAAAGUGGAGCAGACAAACACCAAAGCCGAACAGAGGGUGAACACAGAAUCAGGUGCUGCCCCUCGUCCUGACUCCCUCUCCCUGCCAGCUCAGGGUACAGAGCUCUGGACCUCAUGCAGGAAUGGAGAGGUGAAGCUCAGGAUGGGUGAGUCUGGCCCUGCCGCUGAGCCUCCAGUCACCGUGAACCAAAUGUUUACCUCUGCGGUUCAACGUUACGGGAGCUACACUGCAUUAGGGUGGAAGGAGGGAGAACAGUGGAAAUCCAUGACUUACAGCGAGUACUACAAGUCCUGCCGCACUGCUGCCAAAAGUUUCCUGAAGCUCGGUCUGGAACGGUACCAUGGAGUCGGUAUCCUUGGCUUCAACUCAACCGAGUGGUUCAUCGCCGACAUCGGGGCUAUUUUAGCUGGGGGGUUUGCUGUGGGCAUCUACACCACAAACUCUCCUGAAGCAUGCCAGUAUGUGGCAGAGAACUGUCAGGCCAACAUCCUUGUGGUGGAAAACCACAAACAGCUACAGAAGAUCUUACAGGUCCAGGACAAAUUGCCACACCUAAAAGCCAUUAUCCAGUACAAAGACGAGCUGAAAGAGAAAAAGCCCAAUCUCUACACGUGGAAGGAGUUUAUGGAGCUGGGCAAUGACGAGCCUGAUACUCGACUGGAUGACAUCAUCAGCUCCCAGAAACCCAACCAAUGCUGCACUCUGAUCUAUACGAGCGGAACCACUGGCCAACCAAAGGGAGUCAUGCUUAGUCACGACAACCUGACAUGGACAGCAUUUUCAACAAGCCAAGACGUGGGUCUGACGGAUGCAGAGAAGUCACAGGAAGUUGUAGUGAGCUACCUGCCACUUAGCCAUAUUGCUGCACAGAUGAUUGACAUCUGGAUCACCAUGAAAGUAGGAGGAGCCACGUACUUUGCACAGCCUGAUGCACUGAAGGGCUCUCUUGCAAACACUCUACGCGAGAUACGUCCUACUGCUUUCAUGGGUGUCCCAAGGGUGUGGGAGAAGAUGCAGGAAAAGAUGAAGUCUAUCGGCGCCAAAUCAUCCACUGUGCGCCGGAAGGUGGCAUCCUGGGCCAAAGACGUGGGCCUGCAAACCAACCUCAGAAAGAUGGAGCUUAAUGGCAGCAUGUCCAGAAAGCCCUUUAACUAUCGGUUGGCAAAGCGUCUGGUGUUCCGGAAGGUUCGGACUGCACUGGGACUAGAUCGCUGUACAAAGUGUUACACUGGAGCAGCUCCCAUCACCAAAGACACACUGGAGUUUUUCCUCAGUCUGGAUAUUCCACUGUUUGAACUCUAUGGCAUGAGUGAAAGCUCUGGACCCCACACCAUCUCACUGCCCGACGCCUUUAGACUCACCAGCUGUGGAAAGGUGAUUCCAGGGUGUCAGACAAAGAUUUUCAGCCCUGAUGCAGAUGGUAAUGGUGAAAUCUGUUUCUGGGGCCGUCAUGUGUUCAUGGGCUAUCUGAACAUGCCUGAAAAAACUGAAGAAGCUCUGGAUGCAGAGGGCUGGCUGCACUCUGGUGACCUUGGUAAACAGGACCAAAACGACUUCCUGUUUAUCACCGGACGCAUUAAAGAACUGAUAAUCACGGCCGGUGGUGAAAACAUUCCUCCAGUGCCCAUUGAGGAUGUGGUUAAAGAGACCGUUCCACUGAUCAGCAAUGCCAUGCUUAUUGGAGACAAGAGGAAGUUCCUCUCCAUGCUGAUCACUAUAAAGUGUCAGGUAAACGGGGAAACAGGUGUUCCUGAAGACGAACUAACUCCUGAGGCAAUCGAGUUGUGUUGUAAACUCGGCAGCAACUCCACGCGAGUCAGCGAAAUCGCCGGCGGCCGUGACCGGACAGUAUAUGCUGCUAUACAAGAGGGCAUCAACCGCGUCAAUGAGAAAGCCACUUCUAAUGCCCAGCGCAUCCAAAAAUGGACUGUGCUGGACCAAGAUUUCUCUAUCCCAGGAGGAGAGCUGGGGCCCACGAUGAAGCUUAAGAGACCGGUGGUCAUGAAGAUGUACAAAGACCAGAUUGAGAACUUUUACAAAGAAGUUGUGACCCCAACCACCCCAGACAACCCCCUGCCUCCUUAAUAAUGGGCCUCGUCAUCCACUUCACAGAUCGUAGACAAAGAGACUGACAUGGUCUAAGACACACACACAAACAUAUGAACACCACUCAGAACUUCUGUUUGCUUUUGCUUGUGACCAUAUGUGAGGUCAUUUUUGUUCAGGGUUUAAUUGUGCGUUUUUAUUUUUACAUUGUUUACAUUUGUUUGUUAUGUCUGAAGAAGGAAAGAAAAUGUGUAUAACAUGCACCAAAAGCCAAAUGUGAAAACGCUUUUUUUUUUUUAAAGGUAUGUAUGUUUUGUGGUGAUUUAUAUUUAUUUUCUUGCUUAAUCAUAAUGAAGUACAGUAAUGCCUAAUGAAGUGUCUUUUGCAACAUUUUGUUUGUUAAUAUGUAACUUCAACGCAGGUGAUCUGAUUAGCUAUGUUCAAAGAUACCUAUUAAUUACUUAUGGUUUAAUUUGUCGCCACCUUUGAGAAAGCUAACAAGAAAAAUUGCAUGUUGGCUGUGACUGAAAUCCUUUGAAAAUGAAAUAUAAGAUGGACACAACUCUGACUGGUGUGUUAACGGAUAAUCAUCUGGCAAAUCUUGAAAAAUAUUAAUGAAAUCGAUGGUUUAACUAGUCUGCUUUCACUUGAGGAACUUCCUGAAGACUUCAGUAUAUGAAGGUGGUCAUCUGGCAAGCAAUUUAUACCAUACAAGCCAUACAUGUUUGUUUUUGUGACCAAAUGCACCAUACAUGUUCAGAUGUUUGAUUUGUGUAAGAUUGCAUUUUGUUUUAUGAAAUUCUUUGUAAAAUUGAACCUAGUAUAUAGUGUACAUAUGUAUUGCCUAUAUUUCCUCUUUUUCUGUGAUCUUGUCUGAUGCUUUUCUGUGUCACUCUGACAGCCCUCUGUGUUGGCCGAUAUUGGAUGACAUUGAGGUUUAAUGUCAGCAUGAGCUUUAUGAAAACCAUUUUUCUUCAAUUGUGAUCUGGACAAAGAGGAACAGUGAUGAAAUGAUAAGGGAAAUUACACAAGGGAACUCUUUUUAAACAUGGGUGAGAGAACUAGAUCUGUGCAGGGGAGAAAUUUUGAUUUGCCAAGCUGAGUUUAUUUGGUUUGCAUGUACAAUGAGGAAAUUUCUACCAAAUUAAAACUAUGUUUUAUUUAUAUUGCAUACUGCAUAAUAAAAUGUUUAGAAUGCGAUUUAGAGAGAAAAUUUUGUGGCUUGAUCAAAAAGGUUAAAUCAAGCCAUAGCUUGUUAAUCUUCAGUGAAAUACUUGAAUUUAGAAAAAUGCAAAUCCAAAGAUUUCAUUUUCCCUCUGUAAAUAAAUUAUUUUUUAUCUUUCUAGAGGGCUUUCCUCAGAUAGUAGACAUAAUGCUCCAAAACGUGUGUAUUCAGACUGCAUAGCAUGACCACAGAGAAGCCUUUAUGUAAAAAAAAUUAAAAAAGAUGACUUAAGUCAUCUGUGCAUGAAAGAAGACAAGUUGUUAGCUCGGUCAAAAGUUGUGAGAAUGAGGGUGGAACUAGUGAGUAAUUUCCUGUUAUUCGGUCUGAGAUUUCUUUUACUGUUUCAGAAACAUUUCUCUCCAUUUGUUUUUCGAAGUCCAACUGCUAGUGCUCAUAUCAGUCAAUUUAGACAAACACUGUGACCGUUUAAUGGAAGAUCUGAUCUAGAGCUGAUAAACAUAUAUAUAUAUAUAUAUAUAUAUAUUAUUAUUAUUUUUUUUUUUUAAAGAGCAACCUGGUUUUACCUGACUCUGAAAACCUUUGAGCUGGGUGGCAAUUUGUUGGUUUGUAGUGUGAAUUUAGGGGUUCUGAAACUUGCAUGUCAUUGUUGAAACUGGAUUAUUGGACAUAGAUACUUUUGGGAGAUGAAAUUCCAGUUUUCAACUUGUAUAU